AUGAAGUCCCCGAGAAGUGCCGAGCGGCUGACUUUCUCCCCAUUGAUGAUGGCUCGACGUACUGGAUCAGCUUCAUUCGGGCGCCGUUCGUCUCAGCCACUGGAUCGCUUACAUCACCUCCUGACUUCCGAUCGAAAUCCUCCUUCAGGUUAUGCCAAAAAUAAUAAUCCUGUCUCGCCUCUUCGACUGGCUCUUGACCUCAACCUCCUGGACCUCAACGAGGUUGUGGUCGUUGUCGAGUAUCAUGUCACCCACAUGUACCACAUCUGGCGAGGACUACAACCACACAACCCAAUCCACCAUCUCCCCUACCACCUCCUCCUCCUCUUUCAUGUGAAGCGGACCUUGUUGGCGGGAUUCGUCAGUGGAUGCAGUAAACUGAAUAAUGCCUUUGUCUCGCUGCCUCGACGCCUUCUCAUUCAUUCAGCGAGUCCCUACCACCAGCACCAACUCUGGCUUCCGAGGCAUGGAUAUACUGGAGCAUCAAGGUUUUGGUCGCAGCAGCACUCGCAGGAAUGUCGCCUGACUGAACUGAACCUUCGCCCCUAUCAGAAAGAACCAGGUGGGGUAGAGGUAUCCAGGUUUUUUAGCAGAUACUUGAAGCUAGUGCUGUUUUACAUACGAUGGCCAUUUCUGGGCGAUGGAAUUAGGUACAACCGCCGGUCAGACGUGUUGAGGAACCUCGGUGCCAUGCAAAAUGAGCAUCACCGCUUGGAAGGCGGAUGGAUCUCUGAAUGGAGCCAAACAUGA
Messenger RNA from Marchantia polymorpha subsp. ruderalis, 750 nucleotides. Lineage: Eukaryota; Viridiplantae; Streptophyta; Marchantiopsida; Marchantiales; Marchantiaceae. The record is from the annotation of a GenBank genome assembly.